Messenger RNA from Funneliformis caledonium, 145 nucleotides. The record is from the annotation of a GenBank genome assembly. NCBI's taxonomy places the organism in Eukaryota, Fungi, Glomeromycota, Glomeromycetes, Glomerales, Glomeraceae.
AUGAAAAAAUAUUUGUCAACUGAAAAAAGUAAGCAAAAAGAAUUAUCACAACCUAAAACUUCUAAAGAAUCAUCUUCAAGUAGAAAACAUGAAGUAAAACAUUGCAAAUAUAGAAAUAACCCAGACCCAAAAUGGAUGGAUAAUA